This is a messenger RNA of Durio zibethinus, 1133 nucleotides long. RefSeq lists its product as uncharacterized. Gene Ontology annotation, molecular function: aminoacyl-tRNA deacylase activity. Lineage: Eukaryota; Viridiplantae; Streptophyta; Magnoliopsida; Malvales; Malvaceae. The record is from RefSeq and is a predicted model, not a curated record.
GCGAAGAAACCGCAGGCAAUCCCUAUUGGUUAUUUGCUUCCUUUGGUCCAUUCUUUCCCGUGUAAAAGACGCGAGAGCCAAACAGAGAAAAGAGACGACAAAAUGGAGGCAGCGUUAUCACAGCUAGAGCGAUUCCAGACUCAAAUCCUCGAACGAAUAUCGAAGCUAGAGUUUUCUCUCCUGCCUCAAAAUGCUGAACCUCCCCUUUCCUCAUCUCCUCUCACAAACGGCGACGUCAGAUCCGACGUCGAAGUUCGCCUCUUUAACAUUCUCCGAUCCAAUGGCGUCAACGGCUUCCUUUUCAAGAGAGUCCCCUCCGAUUAUUACGACUGGCCUCUCGAGUCCCGCCGCGACGUCCUCGGCGCCGCUUCUGUUCAUCAUCUUUGCAAAAGCAUCGUUUUGGUUAAUACUCAAGCCCAGUCCAAUGUAAUUGAUUGUAGUGAUCAAAACAAUUCAAAGUAUUAUGUUGUUGUUGUUCAGUAUACUGCUAGAUUCAAUGCCGAAACUGUCAAAAAUUUUCUCUACACGCUUAACAAUGGCAAGAUAUCAAAGAAGAAAUUUAACUUGAGGCUUGCUCCUGAGGAGACAUCAAUAAAGUUGACUGGCUAUGAGCACAAUGCAGUUACUUGCAUUGGUAUGCAAACUGACAUUCCAGUAAUUUUGGAUGAAGCUAUAGUAAAGCUUAAUCCUGAUUUCUUCUGGUUGGGUGGAGGAGAAGUUGAUUUGAAGCUUGGAAUCAGAACCUCUGAAUUUAUCAACUUUCUCAAACCUUUCAUUGUCAGCUGCAGUGGUGGUACUUGAUUACACCUACUGAAUCCAUAAACUAAAUAAGAAAGACAUUAUAACUCAAGACAAAUUAGUAAAGACUUGAGGAAAUGCCAUUACCACAGAAAUCCCACACGGUGGAGAAUUGAUGCUUCAGAUUUGUAGCACAAACUUUGGCUUUUUCCUUUUAUUGGUUUCUUUGGGUUAUUAAAAUUUUUAGGCAAAUUGUGCAAUUGGAGAUUUUAGUCCGCUUCUCCAUAUAUAGGCAAACCAUGUACCUGCUGAAUUUGUUGAUUGGAAUGAAAUUUUAAUUUCUUCGGGACAGCCUGAAAGUUCAGGUUUAGUUCUUUCUUGGUAAUAUGAUACAU